Colletotrichum chrysophilum is the source of this 2130-nucleotide messenger RNA. RefSeq lists its product as uncharacterized. The record is from RefSeq and is a predicted model, not a curated record. Lineage: Eukaryota; Fungi; Ascomycota; Sordariomycetes; Glomerellales; Glomerellaceae. The transcript is spliced from 7 exons. Gene Ontology annotation, molecular function: ATP binding; ATP hydrolysis activity. The coding region runs from base 1 to 2130 and encodes 709 amino acids.
AUGGCGUCUGAUCUUGACAUAGUGGAAUCGACGAGACUUGAAGAUGAUCUUUCCUUCUCUGUCAUCGAUCGUCUGACCGAGACCAUCAGGGCUGAGGAAGAGGUCAAGAUCAGCCAAGAAGACCGCAACGCCAUCGUCCAAGAUCUCUACGAAGGCCCCAAGAAGUGCCAAUGCUGCAUCAACUGGAUGACUGAAUGUCCUCAUGGUGUGGACUUGGCCGCCCUUGAGAAAGACGAAAGUGACGACGACGAGUCCAACCCGAUUAUCGUGAGACGCCGAGUCACUCCCGGGAAGGCAGGCAGUCUGGUCACGAUCCACUCCAUCGACAUCCGCCACGCAGCGACUCGCAAAGUCCUCAUUGAUAUCUUCAAGCCCUACGACGGCAUCGUUCAUGAUCUCAAAUACCUUGCCUUCCUGGCGCCUUUCCAUCAGUUCUUCUGGCGCUGGGAGGCAUUCGAGAAGGCUAUCGCCGACGAGGAGGAAGAACAGGUUAAGAAGAUCUUGACCAUUCUGAGGUCCAUCGUCAAGCGCGAGCUCGCAGGGGCCUUUGCCGUCAGCAAAGAGCUCAUCAGUCACGGCAUGAUUACGUACGACUACCUCUGGACUCUCUUCGCUCCAGGCGAAGUCGUCUACUCGGAUUGCCGCUUCGACGGUGACCGUUUCUUCGUUCUACAAGGACACACCAACAACACGGACCCGUCCAAAGUCGAACUUUGGCUCAACUACGUCAAUUGCAGCGGCGACGAUUUUGGUGUAGCUGUCCAGAGCGAGUACAUUCCCCGGUUCAGAGGCACACGGCCCAUCAACUCGCUGAGGCUUUACCCUGCAAAAUACCACGAUGAAUUCCAUGGUGUUCAGAAGCGAUUGAUCGAAAGGGGUCGCAAAUUCGCCAGUCUCGUUGGGAAGCACUACAAGGCUUACCGCCCCGAUCGACUCGAUAGCCCGAGUGCAGAAAUUCGAGUUAUGAUCGAUACAGAUUAUGAUAGACGCUCUGGUGGUGUCGGCGCUCCGGGCCUGUUGAUACACCACCACCGAAGGGCCAUGUACCUCUUCGGCGCGAGCGCAGCGGAGACGAGAAUGACUCUUAAUACGACGGUGAACAGCGCAUUCCACCUCCUCGAAGGCGCCCUGCCCCCUACGCACCACCUGUCUAUCCAACGCCUCCGGCCGACCCUCGAAAUAGAAAAUCUCAGGAUCAACAGGGCUCGAAAGCGACUCACUGACUUCCGACUGUCACUGUGCGUUCCUCGUGUACUGGGAUUUAAUCUCAAGGAGAAAACAUGGGAAAACUUUGAAGUUGACCGAAUCCAUGAUAUCGAGUGGAACACGAAGCCAUUUGAGAGUCUGGUACUUCCUGAUGGAUACAAGGAGCUCAUUCUCGCCUUUGUGGAGAGCCAGGUCAAAGACAAUGAUAACUUUGACGAUGUCAUCAACGGCAAAGGCGGUGGCCUCGUUGCUUUGCUCGCUGGUGCUCCUGGAGUUGGCAAAACUCUCACUGCUGAAUCAGUCGCGGAAAAGAUACAAGCUCCACUCUUCAAGAUGGAACUGGGCGAAUACAAUGAGGACGAUCCUGAUCAUUACGAUACGCCGCCACACCGGGCUCGUCGGCCUGGUGGGAGAAGUGUAGCUAUUGGGGUCCAGCACAGAAGAGGGGACAUCGCCGGAGCAUUCGAGCUUGCUGCACGAUGGGGUGCUGUCCUCCUCAUUGACGAGUGCGACGCUUACCUGGAGCAGCGCAGUGACAGCUCGUCUCAGCGUAACAAAUUGGUCUCGCGAUUCCUGCGAGAGCUGGAGUACUACCCCUCACUCCUGUUCCUUACGACCAAUCGCGAGAAGUCCUUGGACCCGGCUAUUCAUUCCCGUGUCCAUCUCACAAUCAACUAUCCAGCUCUUGAUGAGCCGUCCAGGAAAAAGGUCUGGAUGACCUUCCUCGGGACGACCGGGUCUAACCUUUCUAACGAGAAUCUUGCGGCUCUCUCUCGCAUCGAGGUUGAUGGCAGGAAAAUACGCAACAUUGUCAAGACCGCCGGUAUCAUGGCAAGAAGGGAUGGACGCUCUGUCACAUUUGAUGACAUCAGGAAGGUCAUGAAGAUUACGGAAGGCAUCGAGGUUAAGGAAUUUCGUUACUGA